Molecule: messenger RNA, 1694 nt
Organism: Bactrocera tryoni
Lineage: Eukaryota; Metazoa; Arthropoda; Insecta; Diptera; Tephritidae
Product: proteoglycan 4-like
Exons: 2
Coding region: 85-975 (296 amino acids)
Source: RefSeq, a predicted model, not a curated record
UACUAAACUUGAGUAGCCGCUAGCGCGAUCUCUACCGAGCCUACGGACUCUAACUCCGAGCCACCUAGCACCAAUGUAACCAAAAUGAAACCGACAACCAGCAAAAGGCCGCAUGCAUCGAGCCGCCAACCACGGCCGCCGGACGAGCCGCAAAGGCCGCCACCUUUCCGGCCACCCCCGGAAGCACGACCUCGGGUGCACACGAAUGCAACCGAGACAUACCAGUUGCACGCAAUCAGCAUAGAUGUCGCAGGGUCAGCUGCCCGAACUCGCCCGUGGGUACCCAAGCAGCCGCAGCAGCACAGCGCCCGCAAACAGCAAACGCGGCCGGGCAGACAGCCCGCAGAAUUAGAAGCACUGCCGCGACAGACGCCGCUUAGCACAAACGCCCGUAAACUGACGACCACCAGACGAGUCCCAGUGGCCGGGGAAUUAAACACCGAAACCUGUGCCAUCCCCACGGCCUACGUCGAGACGACACCUGUUUGCCCAAAGGCCCAACCGACCGACGAUGCAACGCCCGCCCAAACGACCACCACGGCACACGUCGAGACGACACCAAAGGCCCAACCGACCGACGAGGAGACGGCUACCCAGACGACCACUACGGCACACGUCGAGACGACACCAAAGGCCCAACCGACCGACGAGGAGACGGCUACCCAGACGACCACUACGGCACACGUCGAAACGACGUCGGUUCGCCCAAAGGCUCCAACAACGGCGACAACAAGCCCCUUGGCCGGGACCAGCACACGACCAACCCCGCCUAUCACGGCGGCCGAAAAAGCGACACCGGCAAGCGAGAUUCCAGCGUUCUUGGAAGGGCUGACCAUGACACGGCAGCAUUUUAUCAAGCGCUCGAAACGAACGCUAUUUUACCGAGGCCGACGGUUGGCCCUACAGAGACUAGAAGGCGAGCAGGUAUUGGUGCGGUACGGCAGUGGACGUUGCGUCCUACAUUUAUAUGACUGAACAGCGGAAGCUGAAUUGCAUUAGUUAAGGAGCCAUGUAAAAUUUGUAUGAUUAAUCCAAUAAAUUUGAAUUGUAUUAGUUUAAGAACCAAUGUGAGAAUUUGUACGUCUAGGCCAAUGAAUUUGAAUUAUAUUAGGUUGAGUAUCAGUUUAUGAAUAAUAUAUAGAGCUCACUAGUUGUAAGUACGCAUAAUCGUAGGAUAAGACGCCUUGUACUUUAAAUUAAGAAUUUGCUAUUAAAUAAAGAUUCCACACCCGCUUCCCGCUCAUGGCACACGCCAACCAGGACAGCCAGCCAGCCAGCCAGCCAGCCAUCCUCCAGCCGAACCAUCGUGGGAGAUCGAAACCGCUCCUUCCACCGGCCGCCAGCGAAGUAUCAUUGUCCGAAGUGAGGGGGGGACUGUAACGUGGCUUUUACCACCUUACAAUAAUUUACGUCAACUUCGCUCCACAGUACAUCAUGUACCUUCACCAUACCACCAUACGUACUAAACUUCACCGCAUUGACUACGCACCCAACUCACCUCACUACGAUGAUGAAAGCUGCUAGAGCUUUUCACCAUACGUACUAACGCACCAUACGCAUACAACUUACCUCGCUACGGUGACGAAAGCUGCGCUAUGCUGCUAUAAAAGCAAGCACUUUACACCAAAUGCGAUCAUUUGCUCCAGCUCGCCGAACCGGACGGUCGCCCAGCAUCACGUAGGAAAGCAGCAGUA